AUGAUAAUAAUAUUAUUAGUAGAUAAAAAUAAUAAAGAAAUUAAUGAAGAAAAACUUGUUAAUAUAAAGAUUAUUAGUUCAGAAACUUAUCAAACAGGUAGAAAAAGAAAGUUAUAUUUAGGAUUACAUUCAGAUUUGAUUGCAAAAUAUGUUGAUAGAACAUCAAAAAAAACUCAAACUAUUUCAAAACAUCCAUUAAAUCAGAAAAUUUAUGCAGAAUUUCAAUGGUGUGUUGAUAAAGUUUGUGUUGUUGUAUGUACUAAAGAAUAUUCUAAAUCUAAAAAAACAGUGAAUGCUUAA
Messenger RNA from Funneliformis geosporum, 300 nucleotides. The record is from the annotation of a GenBank genome assembly. NCBI's taxonomy places the organism in Eukaryota, Fungi, Glomeromycota, Glomeromycetes, Glomerales, Glomeraceae.